AUGAUAGAAAUUAAUAAAAAUGAGGACCUUCUUUCCGAAAAAAAUAAAUUAUAUGAAGAAUUGGAGAAAUCAAACAGUGAAAAAGAAAAAUACAAAAAGGAGAGUAAAUUAUAUUUGGAAGAAGUAGUUGAAGUUGAAACUGAUUAUUCAAAAUUAUUGAAUGAAUUAAAUAAAUUGAAAGAAGAAUACCAAAAUUCGAACAAAAAAUUGGAAAAAAUAAAUAAAGAAAAUUUAAAAUUGAGAGAAGAAAAAAAUUUCAAUUUGAAGGAAUUGGAGAAUUACAGAAAUGCUUGUCAGUUACCGACAGACGAGAAAACUGCUUUGCUUCGACAAAAUAAUCAGUUGUCUAUUGAAUUACAACGGGCAAAUUCUGAAUUGACAAAGUGUAGAAAUGAGCUCGCUUUGAAUUUGAAACUUGUUCGUUAUGUAUCCAUUGAGAACAGAAUUAACGAGAUUAGCAAUUACUUUACAUGUUGUGGAAAUAAAUGUAUUAAUUCAAAUUUAUCUGAAGGAACUUGUAAUUCCGGGCAUAGCUUUAUUCGUGUUCAGGAUGAUGGAAUAGUGAACUAUCAUUCGGUGGACGAUACAAUUAACAAUGAAAUUGGUUUUUAUGCAGAAAAUUCAUUUACAAAAGCGGCAGGGUUUUGUUGUCAUUAUUCUCUAUUUUAUUUUGAAAUUACAAUGUUGGAAGACGUGAAAGACAAAUUGUAGGGGUUUUAAAUUGCCAAAAAAAUGUUAAAGUUUUGUAGGGAGAAGGGAGAUACUGCUGGAGGCGGGAUGUCAUAUAUAGGGUAAUAAAAGGUGCCGAGUCAAACGUACCUUUCUUCCCGGAGGUGCAUGUGGACCCGAGAUAUAUGGCUUGA
Meloidogyne enterolobii is the source of this 863-nucleotide messenger RNA. Lineage: Eukaryota; Metazoa; Nematoda; Chromadorea; Rhabditida; Meloidogynidae. The record is from the annotation of a GenBank genome assembly.